Meira miltonrushii is the source of this 1935-nucleotide messenger RNA. Its product is annotated as isocitrate lyase icl. Bases 494 to 1858 code for a protein of 454 amino acids. The record is from RefSeq and is a predicted model, not a curated record. The transcript has a single exon. Lineage: Eukaryota; Fungi; Basidiomycota; Exobasidiomycetes; Exobasidiales; Brachybasidiaceae. Gene Ontology annotation, molecular function: isocitrate lyase activity. Gene Ontology annotation, biological process: carboxylic acid metabolic process.
CGCGCAUUGUUAUUUACCCUUUGGGCUUAUUUCCCCUUCCUUCCCUUCAAUGCCUGCGAACCGGACAGGUAGCAUGACCGGAAUGACCGACCUCAAUCUUGAUCCCCUUAAAACAAUGAGCGGGACAGAUCAUAUGUCAAUUCUUUUCUUCCAUCAUCACUGACUUUGUUAUUAGACAACGUCAAUUUCCUCACAUCCCCUCAUUAUACAACACAUCUAACUCGCAAUCAUGGGUUUAUUCAACUCUGAUGACGAAGAGAAAAUCUUCCAACAAGAAGUAGAAGAAGUAAAGCAAUGGUGGAAGAGCCCUCGUUUUGCACGUACAAAACGUCCUUACACCGCUGAACAAGUGGUCUCAAAACGUGGUACAAUCAAACAAAUUUACCCUUCCAACGAACAAGGCAAGAAAUUGUACAAGCUCUUAGAAGAACACUACGCUAAAGGAACUCCUUCCCACACUUAUGGUGCUUUGGACCCCGUUCAAGUCACUCAAAUGGCCAAACAUUUGGAAUCAGUCUACGUUUCCGGUUGGCAAUCAUCUUCAACUGCCAGUUCAACCAACGAGCCUGGACCUGAUUUGGCAGAUUACCCUUACAACACCGUCCCAAACAAGGUUGAGCAUUUGUUCAUGGCUCAAUUGUUCCAUGACCGUAAACAACGUGAAGAACGUGUUGGCUUGAGUGCUGAACAACGCAAAAACACUCCUUACGUUGAUUAUUUGCGUCCAAUCGUUGCUGAUGCUGAUACCGGACAUGGUGGUUUGACUGCCGUUAUGAAAUUGACAAAGCUCUUUGUCGAAAAAGGUGCUGCAGGUAUCCACAUCGAAGAUCAAGCUCCAGGCACAAAGAAGUGCGGUCACAUGGCCGGUAAGGUCUUGGUCCCUAUUGCUGAGCAUAUCAACCGUUUGAUUGCUAUUCGUUUGCAAUACGAUAUCAUGGGCGUUGAAAACUUGGUCGUUGCACGUACGGACUCAGAAGCUGCCACUCUGAUCACCUCCAACGUUGAUGAGCGUGAUCAUGCCUUUGUUUUGGGUACAACAAACAAGAACUUGGAACCUUUGGUUGAUGUUAUGACCAGAGCUGAACGUGAAGGCAAGAGCGGUGAUGCUUUGCAACAAAUCGAAGACAGCUGGACCAAACAAGCCAACUUGAAGCUAUUCUCCGAAGCCGUUAGCGAUCAUUUGACUUCUCAAGGUGCUUCAUCAAAGGCAGGUGACUUCUUGAAACAAUCCGCUCAUAUGAGCAACAAGAAGGCUCGUGCUUUGGCCGACCAACUUGGCGUCAACGAAAAGAGUGGAUUCUACUGGGAUUGGGAUGCACCAAGAACGAGAGAAGGUUACUACCAAUACCGUGGUGGUACCCAAUGUGCUGUCAACCGUGCUAUCGCCUUCGCUCCCCAUACGGAUCUAGUCUGGAUGGAGACGAAAUCACCAAUUUUGGCACAAGCCAAAGAAUUCUCAGAAGGCGUUCGAGCUGCUGUUCCAGGGCAAUGGCUGGCAUACAAUCUUUCACCAUCUUUCAACUGGGAUGCAGCUAAAUUGAGCCCUGAACAAAUGAAAUCCUACGUUUGGGAUUUGGGUAAAUUGGGCUUCUGCUGGCAAUUCAUCACCCUUGCUGGUUUGCACUCCAAUGCUUACAUCUCAGACCACUUUGCCAAGGGUUUCGCAGCUGAAGGUAUGAAGGCAUACGUUGAAAUUGUCCAACGUAAGGAACGAGAGAUUGGUUGUGAUGUUUUGACCCAUCAAAAAUGGUCAGGAGCAAACUACGUUGACAAUUUGCUCAAGACCGUCACGGGAGGAGUGUCGAGUACUGCUGCAAUGGGUGGCUACAAUAGUGAAAGCCAAUUCGCCAAAAAGUGAGAUGUUUCUGCAAUGUCAUUUAUGUUCCCUUUCUCUAAAGUUGAAAAGUUUCUGUAAUGUCAUUUAUAUGUUCUUUU